AUGCCGGAGACGGCGUCUCCAACACACCACCACCAAACCGGAGCAGCAGACGCCACCUGCUACACCGCCCAAGAACCAGCCGAAGCGCCGCCGGCGCGCAAGCCAGAGCAACCCGAAGGCCGUGCCCCGACCAUGCCACCGCGGACCACCAUCCCCACAAGGUGCCACCAAGCAACCCGAUUGCAAACAGUCGCCGGCCGACCCACCUUCGGGCCUCCGGCCGCCAAAUUCCGAAUCCGGCCGCUCCAGGCCAGAGGCCGCCCGCCGCCAGUGCCCCCAGCAACACCGCCAGCCAUCGAUCUGGACCACCUCCAGAUCCACCAUGCCCGCAGCACCGACGACAUCCCAACAUCACGCCGGAGGGGAGAAGCAGAGCCGCUGGCGAGCGCCCGGGCCACCACCACCCUCGCCGGACCAGAUCUGGGCAGGGGACGCCCCGAACCGUCGCGAGCAGGCAUCACGGGCGGCCACCACGCUGCCCCCGCAGCCGUAGCGGCGCGGCGCCACCGUCGAGCCUGGGCGCCGCCGCCCCAGCUUCUUGGCGCGGAGCCCUGCCAUGGCACCGCCGCCCGCAGCUCCAUGCCUCCGCCGCGUCGCCGCGUAGAUCUGGAGGACAUCUCGCUGCAGCCCGGCACCUCGCGCCCGUGCCCCGCGCCCAAAGCUGCCCUGCCGCCACCUUCCUUGGGCCAGCCCGAGCUUCGCUGGGAUGAGCCCUCCGGCGGCGGCGGGACGAGAGGAGGAGGGGAAGAGUGCUGCGGCGGCUAG
Messenger RNA from Aegilops tauschii subsp. strangulata, 765 nucleotides. The record is from RefSeq and is a predicted model, not a curated record. NCBI's taxonomy places the organism in Eukaryota, Viridiplantae, Streptophyta, Magnoliopsida, Poales, Poaceae.